AUGUCAGAAGCCGAGACAGACAAGGUAAAAAUCAAACCAGCAGAAAGUUUUGAGCAUGACAAGCAAAAUAUUUCUUGGCUGAAGAAAGAACUGGACAGCCCCAUCCUACAUCCCCUUGGAGGCUCAGACAGCUGCACCAGCUCCCUGCCUCUCCCGGCGCUUCCUGGGGUGACGCUGAGCAGCGAGGACCAUCCGGAUAACCAGCUUACAAAUGAAAAACAUACAGAUGAAAAGCCUAUGAAAGGUAUCGUUAUGAGUUCUGUCGCAGAAUUCAGCAUCACAGACACUUCAUCAAAAGGUACCAAAAAUGGGAAGAAAUUCUCGGAUGCGAGCACAUCAUCCAUCGCUUCCCUGGAGAAAUGCAGAGAAUUCACUUACAUUGAAGAUGACGCAUCAGUACAUCAGAGAGACAGUGACGAUGAAUGCGCAACACUUAUCCUGGCCUGCUUGUUCUGCCAAUUUUGGGACUUUCUUAUAAUGCUGCCUGAUACCUGUGAACAUUGGCUGACAGAUACCUGUUGUCCAUCCAAUAGAUACUACCAGACCUCCAACGAAGACCACGCCAACAACGACUGCAACUGCGACUGUGACAUUGAUUGCAGCCUUUUUGAGUCCUGCCACGAGACUGGUGAAUGCCUGGAACUUGCCAUGGAGAUUUCUGAAGUCUGCUAUCGCUAAUAGGAAAAUAAGUGACAAAAUUCCACAAAACUGCCUGAAAGUGAACUGACAGAGUACAAAUGAAUUGUUUGGGGUUUGUUUGGGGUUUGUUUGUUUGUUUUUCAAAAAGAUAACAA
Messenger RNA from Chroicocephalus ridibundus (black-headed gull), 794 nucleotides. It is a transcript of the gene MDFIC2, whose product is annotated as MyoD family inhibitor domain containing 2. Lineage: Eukaryota; Metazoa; Chordata; Aves; Charadriiformes; Laridae. Bases 1 to 678 code for a protein of 225 amino acids. The transcript is spliced from 5 exons. The record is from RefSeq and is a predicted model, not a curated record.